Molecule: messenger RNA, 1197 nt
Organism: Rhodamnia argentea
Lineage: Eukaryota; Viridiplantae; Streptophyta; Magnoliopsida; Myrtales; Myrtaceae
Exons: 5
Coding region: 141-1061 (306 amino acids)
Source: RefSeq, a predicted model, not a curated record
AACGACACUCGUCCUCUUGGCUCCGUGCGUGAUCCCAAUUCCCAACUUCUUCCCAAGCACACAGCCCGAAUCGACCAUGAACCCAACCACCGCUCCGGCCCACUCUCUCUCUCUCUCUCACCUUCCUCUUAGUCUCAUCCAUGGCCGGCGCGCUCACGCCCACACUCUCUUCCUCAUCCAGUUGGACGCGUCUCUCCAGAGCCACCUCAGCCAGAAUCGCCUCGAAGCUCCGGGCGUCCCCAACCGUCACCGCCAUGUCCUCCGCCGCCGCGACGAAGGUGGUCCCGGCCGUGAUCGUCGGUGGGGGCCGCGUGGGGAGGGCGCUGCAGGAGAUGGGGAGCGGGGGCGACGUGCUGGUGAGGCGAGGGGAGCCCGUGCCCUCCGAUUUCGAGGGCCCGAUUCUGGUGUGCACCAGGAACGACGAUCUCGAGGCCGUCCUCGACACCACCCCGUCUUCGCGCUGGAGAGAUUUGGUGUUUUUCCAGAAUGGGAUGCUGGAGCCAUGGCUUAAAAGCAAAGGUUUAAGUGAUGCCGACCAAGUAUUGGCGUACUUUGCGGUGUCAAAGUUAGGAGAACCGCCUCUUGAUGGAAAGACAGAUACGAAUCCUGAAGGACUGACCGCUGCAUACGGGAAGUGGGCUUCAGCAGUUGCUGGAAGGUUACAAGCUGGAGGUCUGUCUUGCAAGGUCCUGGACAAAGAAGCAUUUCAGAAGCAGAUGUUAGAGAAGCUCAUAUGGAUUUCAGCAUUCAUGCUUGUUGGAGCUCGCCAUCCCGGUGCUACUGUAGGUGUUGUGGAGAAGGAAUUUCGUUCCGAAGUAGAAAGCCUUAUCAAAGAACUUGCAUCUGCUGCUGCAGCUGAAAAGGGCAUAGUAUUUGACGAAUGCAUGGAGGACAGAUUAUGUGCUUACUCACGAGCCGUGGCACACUUCCCAACAGCAGUGAAAGAGUUCAAAUGGCGUAAUGGUUGGUUCUACUCUCUGUCGGAGAAGGCAAUUGCAGAAGGGAAACCUGAUCCCUGCCCCCUACAUACUGCUUGGCUCAAAGAAAUAAAAGUAAUCUAGACAUCAAUGAACUCAUUGUCAGAUUUCAUGGAAAUGGCUAUCAAUAUCCAUGACUAGGAGAGAGCGUCGGAGUAAUGAAAAUCCGGUUUUUGUACUCCAUCUUUAACCAGAAAGUAACAACACAUGCUUUAGCAGU